Molecule: messenger RNA, 2364 nt
Organism: Chinchilla lanigera (long-tailed chinchilla)
Lineage: Eukaryota; Metazoa; Chordata; Mammalia; Rodentia; Chinchillidae
Gene: Tmem129
Product: transmembrane protein 129, E3 ubiquitin protein ligase
Exons: 4
Coding region: 133-1221 (362 amino acids)
Biological process (GO): protein ubiquitination
Cellular component (GO): endoplasmic reticulum; membrane
Molecular function (GO): ubiquitin protein ligase activity
Source: RefSeq, a predicted model, not a curated record
CCCAGGGUGCCCCGCGGGAGGCCUGGUGGCAACGCGGGUACCAAAGGCAACGGCGACUGCAAUGACCACAACCUGCCGACCUCCCAGAACAGGACGUGUCGGUUUCUUACCUGCUCUCGGGGCGGCGGCGCGAUGGACAGCCCGGAGAUGACUUUUACGCUGGCCUACCUGGUCUUCGCCGUAUGCUUCGUGUUUACGCCCAACGAGUUCCACUCCGCCGGGCUCACGGUGCAGAACCUGCUGUCCGGCUGGCUGGGCAGCGAGGACGCCGCCUUCGUGCCCUACCACCUGCGCCGCACGGCCGCCACACUGCUGUGCCACUCACUGCUGCCGCUCGGUUACUAUGUGGGCAUGUGCUUUGCAGCCUCAGAAAAGCAGCUGUACUCUCCUGGCCAGGCCUCAGAGGCCUGGCAGCUCUUCCUCGUGCUGGCUGUGAUGCUCCCCUCUGCUGCCUGCACGCUGAUCUACUACUGGUCCCGGGAUCGGUGGGCCCACCACCCUUUGGCCCGCACCCUGGCCCUCUAUGCCCUCCCGCAGUCGGACUGGCGGGCUGUCGCCUCCUCCAUCAACACUGAGUUCCGGCGUAUUGACAAGUUUGCUACUGGGGCACCAGGUGCUCGUGUAAUUGUGACGGACACGUGGGUGAUGAAGGUGACCACAUACCGUGUGCAUGUGGCCCAGCAGCAGGACGUGCACCUGACUGUGACAGAAUCUCGGCAGCACGAGCUCUCGCCAGACUCAAACCUGCCUGUGCAGCUGCUCACCAUUCAUGUGGCCAGCAUCAGCCCUGCCGUGCAGCCCUUCGACAUCCGGCUGAGCUCCACAGAGUACGGCGAGCUGUGUGAGAAGCUCCAGGCCCCCAUCCGUAGUGCGGCAAACGUGGUCAUCCACCAGAGCCUGGGAGACCUGUUCCUGGAGACAUUUGCCUCCCUGGUGGAGGUCAACCCGGCUUACUCAGUGCCCAGCAGCCAGGAGCUGGAGCCCUGCAUUGGCUGCAUGCAGACUCGAGCCAGUGUGAAGCUGGUGAAGACCUGCCAGGAGCCAGCUGCAGGGGAGUGCCAGCAGUGCUACUGCCGCCCCAUGUGGUGUCUCACCUGCAUGGGCAAGUGGUUUGCCAGCCGCCAGGACCCCCAGCGUCCUGACACCUGGCUGGCCAGCCGUGUGCCCUGUCCCACCUGCCGGGCGCGCUUCUGCAUCCUGGAUGUGUGCACUGUGCGUUGAAUGUCACCGUGGGUGUUGGUGGGGCCUCUGGGGUCUGAGCCUGGCGUCCCCAGCCAGCUGCUUCCAGGAGCAGUUAGUGCCCUGGGCUCCUGCCAAAGGCUCAAUGCCAAGCACAUCAUCUGCAUCCCUCUUUCCAGGGCAUUCAGCACCUUUUGCCUUUGGGUGGGGCAGGUGCUCCACAUUGAGCUCUCCAGGGCCCAAGACCCUGGGUCUGACCAAAUGGCCUUCACCUGGUCACGCUGCCUUAACUUUAUGAAGCAUACCUGCUCCCAGUUAUAAGCAGGACUCACAUCUGACCCAGCCUGCUCUCCAGCCAUGUCUCAGCCUGGCUACUUACUGGCACACAGAGACUGCUGGGAGGACGUAGGGUGGAGCCUGGCAGUAGAGGGGAGAAUGGGGUGCCACUCUUGUGUGCUGGCCCAGCCCAAGGCUUCCUAGCAGCUGCAGGAAAUUAAGGGGCCACUCCUGGAUCAGGAAGCAGGUGUGGCAACCUGGGGACAGGCCAGGUGGUUCUCGAAACUUCAUGGGACCCACCCAGUGCCUGGAGGUCCUCACUGUGCUCUUGGUGCCUUUUCCUGCUCCCACAGACUGCAGAAGGCCAAAGCCUCAGACACCUACCCCAGGGCAGGGGGAGGGUGGAGGGGAGAGGGUGUUGCAUGGCUAAGGCCUUGGGCGCCAAGGCAACAUCUAGAACCAUUUCUUCUGGGACAGUGGAGAGCCUAGGCCCCAAGCCUGGGUCUGCCUAGUUCAGGAGAGGAUGUACCCAGUGAUCAAGUCUCUGAUAGGCACACUGCCAGCUCCACAUGGUGCAGGUGGUAAAUUGCCAGGCACAGCUCUGACACAGGUACGGCUGCUGGAGGUUCUACUCACACUGUGGCUCCGACCGAAAGCCCGACUUUGCUUCAGGUCAGGUGAACCCAGCCUGCCUGACUCCUAGCUGCACUUGGCCCUAGGUGAGCUCAGAGCAGAGCAACGGCAGUUCUAUGGGGUGGGAAUGCUGCGGGCGCUCUGGAGUCAGCAGAGUUUUGGGGACUGCCUAGGAGGGGCUGGGUGGAUCGGGGUUAGAGUUACCGUAAGUUAAAUUAGUUUUGUAAAUAAAAAUGUAGCUAAAUAAUACAAUACUUAAUAAAAGAUUACUACUAA